AUGUGCACCAUCAUACGCAAUCUUGAGGAGGCAGUUGAGGUAAGCAAUCGGCGACUCAAACACAUGGAGAAGAAUCUUGAACGUCAACGUGUUGUUGUGAAUGACGGCAGGGCCGCUACGUCGCGGUUCGAAGAUAUGUUCACAAAAACCAAUAGCGAUCUGCAAUACAUUCAGCAGCAGCUUGAAUAUGUUGUGAUUAGUUUGGAAAAGGAGCGUGGAAUUGUGGCUGACCACACGGAACAGCUGCGCCUUUUUGCGAUGGAGUCAAAUCGUCUUGAUAACAGAGCUGCCGAUGUAUCGGAUGACGGAACAUCGCUUCUCUUCUGGUUGGCUACGUGGCUCUAUCGCCCUCUCGUACACUUCGCAAAGGGCUGCUAUACGCUGAUGUCUCCGCUGAUCAACACCCUCCAGUCGCUGUCCCUGUUCAACUCGGAUGUGCUGGUGCGCCGCAGUGAGAGUGGUGCACGUUUUCGCCCCGCCGAGACGAACGAAGAUCUUCUGAAAAGACUGCAGAAAGGAACGCUUGACCCCACAUUGGUUUCGAAGAAUAACUAA
Molecule: messenger RNA, 555 nt
Organism: Trypanosoma grayi
Lineage: Eukaryota; Euglenozoa; Kinetoplastea; Trypanosomatida; Trypanosomatidae
Exons: 1
Coding region: 1-555 (184 amino acids)
Source: RefSeq, a predicted model, not a curated record